UAAAUAAGCCUCCAACUGCGAAAUGCGGCUUAGUUGAUCCGUAGACUUCGUAACGCCCCGACCAGUCGAAAGUUAGUUCAUCAAAAUUCCGUGCGAUGCGUGCUCUCCGGUUCUUUGCGGCUCUUGCCCUCCAACUCACGGCCUGUAGCAGCCAGUACAAAUAUGGGCCAGAGCAAUCCUGGGACCUCGACUCCAUUUCCGAGUUGAAGAGCAAGGAGUUCUGGUUCCACGACGCCCAGCGCACGCUCUACAAUAAGCUAUCCACUCCACCAAACCAGUAUCGUGCCAAGAAUGUCAUCUUUUUCCUGGGCGAUGGUAUGUCCGUUCCCACGGUAACCGCAGGCAGGAUCUUCGAUGGACAGCUGCGUGGAGUGGUGGGCGAACGGAAUCGUCUUGAGUUCGAGAAAUUCAACUAUGUGGGUCUGUCAAAGACCUAUUGCGUCAAUAAACAAGUGGCUGACUCCGCCUGCACCGCGUCGGCCUAUCUGUCGGGGAUCAAGGCGAACUAUCUGACCAUCGGGGUGACCGCCGAUGUGGAGUUGAACGACUGCAAGGGAUCGCGCUUGCCGCAGAAUAGGCUCUCUUCGAUUGCCGCCUGGGCGCUCAAAGGUGGCAAGUCAGCCGGAUUGGUGACCACCACUCGGGUUACCCACGCCAGUCCUGCCGGAGUUUAUGCGCACACCUCGAAUCGCGAUUUCGAGAGCGACUACGACGUGACCAAGUUGGGUCAAAAUCCGGGAAACUGUCCAGAUAUCGCCCAGCAACUGAUAGACGGAGAGGUGGGCAAGCGACUGCGAGUGGUCAUGGGCGGUGGAACCAUUAAAUUCCUGCCCAAUACCACGACCGAUGUGUUCGGAAACAAGGGCCAGCGGUUGGAUAAUAGGAACCUCAUUGAGGAAUGGCAACAAACAAAGCCAGGCAAUGCUAGGGUUGUGUUUAGUCGAACGGAUCUCCUCAACAAUGAUCCGCAGAACACUGACUUCCUGCUGGGGCUCUUCAAUGCCUCUCACUUGGCGUACCACAUGGACGACAGCAUAGACACACCCACGCUACCCGAGAUGACGGCGGCGGCCAUAAAUGUCCUUUCCAGAGAUCCAAACGGGUAUUUCCUUUUCGUGGAAGGCGGUCGAAUCGAUCACGCCCAUCAUGAGACCAAGGCCAAAAAGGCUCUGGAUGAAACCGUCCAGUUUUCGGACGCAGUGAGAAAGGCACGACAACUCACCAAUCCCUGGGACACCUUAAUCGUGGUGAGUGCGGAUCACGGACACACGGUCACGAUCAGCGGCUAUCCGGAUGUUAACAACAGCAUAGUAGGACUCAAUUCCGAGCUAAGUAAUGUGGACCAGCUGCCCUACACGGCCAUCUCAUAUGCCAACGGCCCGGCCUACGAGAGAUUCUACAAAUCGACGGACGGGGUGGUGGAGCGCGUAGAUCUCCGUAACCUGGACUUUUCCAAACCGGAUGCCAUCUAUCCUCAUGGAGUGCCCAUGACCGAGGAGACUCACGGCGGUGGCGAUGUGGCCGUCUAUGCUCACGGUCCAUGGUCUCAUCUCUUCACUGGAGUUUACGAACAAAGCACUUUGCCUCAUUUGAUGGGCUUCGCUUCUUGCUUAGGACCUGGAAUCACAUAUUGCGAUCUGCAGCCAAAAGCAAGAUACUCUCCAUAGAAAAUCGCCUAGGAAUAAAUGGAAACAGUUUAGGCUGAGAGAUUAGGAUUAGACUAUAAUAACAAUAUGUUUAGAAAUAAAAUAAAAUAAAAUAAAAAUAUAAUAACUUUAA
Messenger RNA from Drosophila simulans, 1779 nucleotides. It is a transcript of the gene Alp1, whose product is annotated as alkaline phosphatase. Gene Ontology annotation, biological process: dephosphorylation. The coding region runs from base 96 to 1667 and encodes 523 amino acids. Gene Ontology annotation, molecular function: alkaline phosphatase activity. The record is from RefSeq and is a predicted model, not a curated record. Lineage: Eukaryota; Metazoa; Arthropoda; Insecta; Diptera; Drosophilidae. The transcript has 4 exons.